Messenger RNA from Cladophialophora yegresii CBS 114405, 1113 nucleotides. RefSeq lists its product as uncharacterized. Gene Ontology annotation, molecular function: oxidoreductase activity, acting on the CH-OH group of donors, NAD or NADP as acceptor; transcription corepressor activity; NAD binding. Bases 1 to 1113 code for a protein of 370 amino acids. The transcript has 3 exons. NCBI's taxonomy places the organism in Eukaryota, Fungi, Ascomycota, Eurotiomycetes, Chaetothyriales, Herpotrichiellaceae. The record is from RefSeq and is a predicted model, not a curated record.
AUGGCAGAAAACGCGGCUCAAGCGAACGGGAGGGCCCAAGUGGUAGACGACCGAGGCAUUCCAACAUAUACCAUUAUUCAAGCCGAUGGUCUCUAUCCUGACGACAUACUGGAAACCAAAAUCUUCACCGAGAAUCCACCCCACGCCUACAAGGUGAAAUACCUCCAAACCGGCCUUUUCCCCACCGGGACGCCGCUGCCGAAACCAUGGUCGACCAUCCCGCAAGUACUACGAGAGCAGGUCGACGGCAUCAUGGUGCUGAAAAUGGGCUUCACAGCCGCCGAUGUGGCGCUGUUCCCUAGGUUAAAAGUCAUCGUCCGCAUGGGCGUCGGCUACGACCGCCUCGACCGCGUCGCGCUGGCAAAACACGGCGUCACAGUCUGCAACGUGCCCGACUACGGCACGGCCGAGAUCGCGGACCACGCACUCUCGCUCGCGCUCUCGCUGAGGCGCGGCGUCCUCUUACACCACGACCGCCAGCGCCAACCGCACCUCUACCCGUGGAUGGUUCUCGAGACGCCCCUCGUCAGCCGCAUCCAGGGCGCUACCUUUGGCAUUUUGGGCCUCGGGCGCAUAGGCACCGCGGCGUGCCUCCGCGCCAAGGCCUUCGGGUGGAACGUACUCUUCUACGACCCCUACCUGCCCAACGGCGUGGACAAGGCCCUCGGCAUCGACCGCACCAAGGACAUCAAGGACCUCUUCCGCCGGAGCACGACGCUGAGCCUCCACUGCGCGUGCACGCGCGAGACGCGCGACAUGGUGGGCUGGGACCUCUUGAGCCUCAUGCCGAGGGGAUCCAUCUUGGUGAACACGUCGCGUGGCGAGGUGUUGCAGCUCGAUGCCGUGGAAAGGGCACUGCGUGAGGGCAUCCUUGCUGGCGCGGGACUCGAUGUGCUUCCCGAGGAGCCGAUCCCGGAGGACAACGUGCAUUCGUUGAUCAGGGCGUACAGGGACAGGGAGGAGUGGUUGGUCGGGAGGUUGGCCUUGACUUGCCAUACGGCGUUUUAUAGUCCGCAGAGCUUUGUGGAUAUACGGGUCAAGAGUGCCCAGACGAUGCGUGAGGUGCUGAUUGAUGGGCUGCAGAGUAAUGUGAUUACGCCGGAUAUGUUGUAG